CUAUCAAUAACAUCUACGAUCUUUACCACAUGCUCACAUAAACGUUUCAUGAUUCUUCUUUAAGAUCCUCUUGUACUUGCAAUAUGGCUAACAUAGAUGACCUUUUCAAGGCAUCUGGCGCCGGUAGCAAGCGCAAGCUAGAACCCCUUCGCGAUCCCAAUGAAAUUUACAAGUCUGCCCGUCUAACAUCGAACGGGUCUAGCAGUCGUCACGCGAGUGUUGAAGAAAUAGUAGACGUGGAUGACGACGAUACCGAGGCAGGGCCUUCGCUCCCACCUGACGAGGAGGACGAAUUUGGAGGUAGCGGACUGACUGCACAGGAGGAAGACGCGCUUGACUAUAUCGACGCGCUUGAUCCUGCUAAUGACCAACAACCUAUCAAAUUCGACAACGCAUGGUUACGGAAGACCGCGAUCAAUUUCGAGAAAUGUAUAAAUAAGAAUGCGGAGCUACGCGCUAAAUACGAGAACGAUCCUGAGAAAUUUGCCGAUAGCGAGAACCAUCUAGACCAGGAGAUCAGAAGCUUAUCUAUAUUGUCCGAGCAACCAGAACUUUACACCCUAUUCGUGAAGUUGGGUAGCGUCGCGAGCUUAGUUAGUCUAUUGGCGCACGAAAACACGGAUAUCGCAAUCGAUGCUGUGGAAGUUAUCAAUGAACUGACGGACGAGGAAGUUGUGGCUGAUGAGGAGCAGUGGGACACUCUUGCCGAUGCCCUUCUGGAAGAUGAUCUGUUGGGGUUACUGGUCUCGAAUUUCGAGAGGUUUGAUGAGAAGGAAGAGUCCGACCAGAAGGGUGUCUAUUAUGCUCUAGGUAUAAUAGAGAACCUAUGCAGCGGUAGGACGGCGACAAAAGAGAAAUUUGCGGAGAACGACAAGUUGCUUAAGUGGUUGUUACGACGGGUACAAGCUAAGGAGACCAAGUUCAGUCAAAAUAAGCAGUACGUGGCCGAGAUUCUCGCAAUCCUGAUGCAGGACUCUCCCCAAACCCGAAGGAGGCUAGCUGGCUUAGACGCUAUGGAGAUUCUUCUCCAACUCUCGUCAGCCUAUCGAAGACGUGACCCUGAAAAGGGGGGGUACGAAGAGGAAUACAUGGAGAACUUGUUCGAAGCUUUGACAUCUCUUGCAGACGAACCGGAAGGCAAAACCAAAUUUGUGGAGGCCGACGGCCCUGAGCUAUGCUUGUUGAUGCUGAAGGAUGGGAACAAGAGUAAGGCCUCUGCAUUACGACUCCUCACUCACGCCGUAGGGGGUUCCGGCGCAGCAGGAGUUGAGGUGUGUCAGAAAGUCGUUAAGGAUGGCGGACUAAAGGUCCUUUUCACCCUGUUUAUGAAGAAGAAGAAUGACAGGGCUACUAUGGAGCUUCUAAUUAGUAUAUUUGGGUCUUUGUUACGACUAUUACCCGCCGACUCGGACGAGCGAAUCCGAGCGUUAGCGAAGUUCGUUGAGAAGGAUUAUGAGAAGACGACGAAGCUAAUUAAAAUAAGGAGGGACUAUGCAACGCGGAUGAACGAGGUGGAAGAGGAAAUUGAAGAAGAGAAGAGGACUGCAGAUCGUGACUGGUUGCAAUCUCAAGAAAGCGAGUGGUUUUUACGACGACUCGAUGCUGGUUUGUUCUGUCUACAAACGAUAGACGUUAUACUAGCUUGGCUGAUCGCAGAGGACAACGGGGCGAAGAAGACAAUUCGCAAACUUCUAGCAGACCACGACGAGACAUUCGAUGCUAUCAGGAACACAUUACAAGAACAGAUCAAAGGGAUCGAAGCCCAGAACCCGGACAAGGAUCCAUGGGAUCUCAAGGAGAUGCUUUCAACGCUAGUGAAAUUCCUUCAGUAAUCUAGACGAGUAGAUAGCAUAGGUUCUAGCUUCGAGAUGAAUCAAUUGAUAAAUAAUGCGUAUCGUACUGGCUUCUUAGCGCGGCAUUCCUGGAUACCUCAGAUGUCUUCUAUGAACAGACAAGACAAGCUUCUUGC
Molecule: messenger RNA, 1969 nt
Organism: Annulohypoxylon maeteangense
Lineage: Eukaryota; Fungi; Ascomycota; Sordariomycetes; Xylariales; Hypoxylaceae
Product: DUF1716-domain-containing protein
Exons: 3
Coding region: 84-1832 (582 amino acids)
Cellular component (GO): spliceosomal complex
Source: RefSeq, a predicted model, not a curated record